Molecule: messenger RNA, 1891 nt
Organism: Mollisia scopiformis
Lineage: Eukaryota; Fungi; Ascomycota; Leotiomycetes; Helotiales; Mollisiaceae
Product: phospho protein phosphatase PPZ
Exons: 2
Coding region: 170-1789 (539 amino acids)
Cellular component (GO): cytoplasm; nucleus
Molecular function (GO): protein serine/threonine phosphatase activity
Source: RefSeq, a predicted model, not a curated record
CCCGAGUAGCCUAUCUCCGAGUAUUCUGUUCGUGUCUUUGACCUCCCCUCUGGGGUACGGACAUACAAGACUACAUAUUCAGCUGAGUUAGAAGCGUUCAUACCAUCCAAGAAGCCAGCUUUUCGAACACCACGAUUGAGCAAACCACAUCGAAACGCGGCUUGUGAAUAUGGGAAACCAACCCUCCAAGGGCUCUGGAGCGAACUCACCGAAAGGUGGUGCGUCCCAGGCGUCAUUGGGCGACAACCUUCAAUCAUAUCCUUCAUUCAGUAAAGCAGAUACCAAGGAAUCGACGCGAUCAUUCCGUUCGUCUUUGGGCUCCAAGAUUCGAGGCAAGACGGACAGCCCGCGCAAUUCUACAUCAGCCUUGAGCAAUGGCGAAACGAUCGUGGAUAGAUCAGAUGUUGCCUCGGUGAAAUCUGGAAAGAGUUCGCGCUCAGCACGUCGUCCAGAUGCAGAAGAUUCCCCGAUUUCAGCCCCUACGUCACCUGGAGCAGAGUCCCCAGAUGGCGGUGCGACUUUGGAUGAUCCGGAGCCUCCUCCAUCCCCAAUUCAGUCGGCAUCCAUGAAAGCAGGGCAUCAUGAUGUGGAUGCUGCACAGCGAAGUGGAGAGGUCGAUCACGUCUCUGAUCAACCUCCUUCGGGCGGAACGAACCCACACACGCAUCUCCAAGCGGCUGGAGCCUCGAUCUUGGUAAAGAGGGCGAACACGAUCAAUCCAAUUACGCAGGAUCCUGUCGAGACUUCAACACCAGAUCAAGAUGGGGCACCAGGGUCUUCCGUGGCAAUGGGAGACUUGAAGGAUUCGGACAUCGAUGACUAUAUCAAGAGACUCUUGGACGCAGGAUAUGCUGGAAAGAGCACAAAGGGGGUUGUUCUUAGAAAUGCAGAGAUUACCUCGAUCUGCUCCCGAGUCAGAGAGAUUCUGCUGGAACAGCCACCAUUGAUUGAGUUGGAGGCCCCUGUGAAGAUUGUGGGCGAUAUUCAUGGGCAAUACUCCGACCUUAUCCGCAUGUUCGAGAUGUGCGGCUUUCCCCCAUCAUCGAACUUCCUGUUUCUGGGCGAUUAUGUCGAUCGAGGCAAGCAUUCGUUGGAAACGAUACUGCUUCUCAUGUGCUACAAGAUCAAGUAUCCGGAGAACUUUUUCUUGCUACGGGGAAACCACGAAUGUGCGAAUGUUACAAGAGUGUAUGGGUUUUAUGAUGAGUGUAAACGAAGGUGCAACGUGAAGAUCUGGAAGACAUUUGUAGAUACAUUCAAUUGCCUCCCAAUCGCUGCAAUCGUUGCAGGAAAGAUCUUUUGUGUCCACGGCGGACUCUCCCCGGCUCUCAGUCAUAUGGACGACAUUCGAAAUAUUGCCCGACCUACCGAUGUGCCUGAUUAUGGCUUGCUGAACGAUUUACUGUGGUCUGAUCCCGCAGAUCAAGAAAAGGACUGGGAAACCAGCGAAAGAGGUGUCAGUUACUCUUUCGGAAAGAAGGUCAUAACAGAUUUCCUCUCCCGACACGACUUCGAUUUGGUCUGCAGAGCACACAUGGUUGUUGAAGAUGGGUACGAGUUCUUUGAGGACCGAAUCUUGGUGACCGUGUUUUCUGCACCGAACUACUGUGGAGAAUUCGACAACUAUGGGGCGGUGAUGAGCGUUUCUACCGAAUUGCUCUGCAGUUUUGAGCUACUGAAACCUUUGGACUCGAGUGCUCUGAAGAGCCAGAUGAAGAAGAGCAGGAAUAAGCGCAACAGUAUGCUGAACAGUCCGCCACCUUCUGGUUUCAUCCCACAGAGCGUUUAGAAGAUCGAACGGGAGCAUCACAAUCACAACUAUUUUAUGGGACAUCUGUAUCGAUCAUACGGAUCCAAAUAUCUGGUACAUCUAGAAAGGCUUAUGGUAAUG